Messenger RNA from Schistocerca serialis cubense, 3232 nucleotides. RefSeq lists its product as uncharacterized. Lineage: Eukaryota; Metazoa; Arthropoda; Insecta; Orthoptera; Acrididae. The record is from RefSeq and is a predicted model, not a curated record. The transcript has 3 exons. The coding region runs from base 1 to 1284 and encodes 427 amino acids.
AUGUUUCUCAUAGGCUCUGCACUAUUUAUUGUUACUGAAUUGCUAUUAUUGCAAGUAAGUGUGAUCCGGUGUCUUAGUCUAUGCCAGGAGGAAGGUGAAGUAGAAGGUAAAUCCGUGAACUUACUGUACCAUUGUAAUGAAGACAUUGGGUGGAAUGCUGUCUUUGAGGAGAGUGUACUGACAGUACCUGAUGGAACACACAGCAUAACAAUUACGGACUGCUAUGAUGUUAUGAUUCCACUGUCAUUCAGUUUCCAUAGUGAUUUGAAUCAGAGGCUGCCAAAGCUCAGUAUAAAUAAUGUUGCUAGUCUGCUCUUGACAGCAGCUCCUGAUACAUUAUCCAUUCCACAAAAUAUUAUUCUGAAUAACAUUCAUUGGUUGGACUGUAUAAAAAGGAACACUUUCUCAGGAGACUGGCAGUCUAUAGCAUUUUCCAAUGUAACCAUUGACAGAAUUGACAUGUAUGCAUUUGCAGAACUUAAUGUUGCUGUGCACAUUGAAUGGGACAAUGUGAAUGUAAACCUUUUAGAUACAAACGCCAUUGCCAAUGUUUUUAUUGAAGAAGGAAGUUUCAAAAUAAAAAAUUCUGUCAUUGAAACUAUGGAAAUAAUGUCAUUUGGAAUAAAAGCUUCAAAGGUUGUUAUUGAAAAUUCGCAUAUCAAAGAUAUUCGACUACAUGCAUUUAAUGUUGAAGCUGAAACAUUCAUAAUGGUAAAUAAUUCAGGAUUCAGAUCAGUAAUGCCUGGAGGAUUCAUCAUUUCUGCACAUCACAUUGAAAUAAGUAGAAAUAGAUUUGGUUAUUUAAUGACUAGGUCAUUAGAAAACAUAAGAUCAAAUUUAUUGUCGCAUUCUACCAACCCCAUCUACAUUUUUAAGCAGAAUUACAUUGAAUCUGCAGAUGUAGGAUCUCUUCACUGUAAUGUUUCUUCCUUUACUGAACAUAAUGGUAUAAUAUACAUAUCAGAUAAUAAAUUUGUCUGUUCAUGUAUUCAUUUAAGUUGGAUCACACAAAUUGCAGAUUCAGAACCAGAACUUGCUCAGUUUUACAAAACACUAUUGGAAAAUGAUAAAAAUAAUACUUGCUCUAUAGGUCUGUGCAGUUUCCCCCUCAGUUCAUUGCGGAAAAUGAUAAACACAGAAUAUCAGUGUGUUGCAAACAUUACUUAUGAUGAAAUAUGUAAUCUUUAUGCCAUUUUUUCUAUUUCUAGAAGCUCUUCCCAACAGGCCAACUUUCUUGCUGUUUUACUAUUGGUUAUAGCAGAAAUAAUAGUCACAUCACAAUAAACUUGUAUGCAUUAUUCUGACUGUUCUUGUUGUAAAUUUUAAAAGUGGAAAUGAAAAGUAGCAUAUAAUUUCUCGGUCAGAAUAUACUUGAUAUAUAAAUGAAGAAUGUACACAAUGCUUUCCGUACACAAUGCUUUCCGUGUCAAUCAAACGUAAAACUAUCCAGAAGCUAAAAGGUAACCAAGAGACAUUCCAUAAAUUUGACAAAAAGAUGUAACUGCAACAAAAGUAAAACAUAUUAAUGAGUACUGGCACUGCAGGAUGUAAAUGCCUCAAUUUCAAUGUCCUGCUACUGAUGUACUUGGAAAAGUUAGUUUUAAUUUGAUAGGAAAAUUGUGACCUUCAGGGCUGUGAAUGUAUUAAACUGAAGUUCACAAGGGAAGUUUGUUGACCAGACUGAAUAGCAAACUUGUGAAGUAGAGGACAUAGUUUAGCUAUUCAACCACAUCUCGAUUCACUGACUUUUGGACAUCAUAUAAUCUACAAAAAGAUCUGCUCUCUCUCUCUCUCUCUCUCUCUCUCUCUCUCUCUCUCUCUCUCUCUGUGCAAGAAACUUUGUGUUUUUUUGUUAGAAUGACAUAUUGUUAUCAGUUUUCAAGAAAGCCCUUGAAGAUUUUGUUGUAACUAUCAUAGACAGAUUUUUAUUCAACACAAGAAUAUGAAUAGAGAAGUACACAUUUGGAACUCAAAGCUGCAAAAUUACAAUACUGAGAAUUGUGUGACAUUGCAUGACUUGAGGAAACUCCAGAGAGACAGCAGAAUCCACUGACAGCACACAUAGGAUCUUAUAUAACACAGUCUACAGCAAGUGCCCAAUUACAGUCAAUGUCACAAUGGAUGGGUUCUGCUGGUGGCACAGUAAUACUAAUGUAAGGCAGUACCACAGAUGCAAUAAAGUUGAAUGACUGUGCUGCAGCCUUUAUGCAAUGGGGACAUGGCCCAUACAAGUUAGCAUGAACUAAUAAACUGGCAGUUCCGAUAUGUAUUCUGUGGUGGAACCUUAGGUGAUGUGCUUCUUUGAGCAACCCAAGUGUGCUACUGAGACAGAUAUCCAUAGAUGAAAUAGCUACAUAUGGUUGAAAGUGCCAGUCCUCUGAAGCAGUGAAGGAAGGAUGACUGGAGCUCAUAUACCAUCUUCAGGGUCCACCGUGAAGUCUUGUGACAGUGCUCACUGCAGAAGAUAUGUCUCAUUGUCUGGCAGCACCAUCCAACCUGUUCGGCUAGGGUUGGAACUGAGGGCAUUCGAAUCAAUGCUGGCCGGCCAUGGUAUAUAAUUGGUGCCCAGCAGCAUAUUCAUUUUUGCAAAAAUUCUCCACAGUCACAGCCAAGUCAUAAACAGUGGCAGAGGGGUGAUCCGAAGGUCAUGAUUUAAUGACCCCACUGUUAUGAAGUUCUGAGUUGCCCAUGGGCAUAAUGACUUUACCGAAGGCACUAUGUACCACCAGAAGUGAAACAGUUGCUGCAGAUGUACUUGCUGGACAUGACAGCAGUGAUGGUGGAAGUGGCUACACAGAUGUAGCUGGUUGAUUUGAAGUAAAAAAGUACCAUGAUUGGUGGCUAUUGUUUGCAAGGAUGUGAGGUCACCAUACACACAUUCACUAUGCUGUCAAUUAUACUAGGCACUUACCAAAAUAACCACAUCCAAAUAAGAGCACCUUUAUGGAAAUGAGGAGAUCAUUUUGAACACGUAUGGGAAGCAGGCAGCUGAAGAAGUGAGAAUAGUCCAGAAUUAUCUAGUGCGGAAUAAUUCUACAGGGAUUUUGCCAUUCAUACGUGAAGGCUCAUAUCAAAGCAUUAUGCUCCUGAAUGUAUGUGUAGUUUUGCGUGGUAAAAAAUCAGUAGUCGGCAUUAAGUAAUAAUCUGCUUUUAUCAAACGUGUCAGUAUAUCAGUUUGUUUCCAAAGAGAGAGAAUUUGUUCAGGUAUAAAUUCAAAAGAUCUUUAAAAGAA